Bactrocera oleae (olive fruit fly) is the source of this 2551-nucleotide messenger RNA. RefSeq names its product Phosphoribosylamidotransferase (gene Prat). The record is from RefSeq and is a predicted model, not a curated record. NCBI's taxonomy places the organism in Eukaryota, Metazoa, Arthropoda, Insecta, Diptera, Tephritidae. Gene Ontology annotation, biological process: purine nucleobase biosynthetic process; purine nucleotide biosynthetic process. Gene Ontology annotation, molecular function: amidophosphoribosyltransferase activity.
GAAAGAUUUUCUAUUAUAUACAUACAUAUCUAUUUCUAAAAUCAAAGUAUUAGCAAAAAAUACAUUACUAAAUUUAUCAAUUUAAUUUGGGUAUCGCAGACCACUAUGCGUCAACACUUGGGUUAAUGAUUAUGAUCACAAUUAAGCAACAAUGACAAGGGCAUGAGAGCGGGUGUUGAGCGAUCACUAUUGUCGUUGGGAUCUGAGCUCUGCGCUUGCUUCUACUCGUCCACAAGUAAGAAACAAGAAAUCAGUUUAGAAUUAUUCGUCGCGGCAUUAAGUCACAAAAUUAUUGCAUGUGCUUUGGUACGCAAUAAAUCGCUUAAACGAUACGCACAUGGUAAUUGUUGUACUUCAACAACGUUGAAUGAAAUCCUAAUAACUCGCGCGACGUUUGCGUAACGCAUGGUUGACCGAAGAAAACAAGAGGCUGCAAACCGGAAACCGUAGGCAGUGCGUUAAGGCUAACAAGCGCGUUCAUACAAUAAAUCAAUAAUCAACUAUCUACAAGUGGCAUUGAAAAUGGCAACUACUGAGAUCAGUGUAGGUACGAUAGGUGACACUCCAUACGCCAUUGAAUUACAAUUAACAGAGGCUGACAUUAUUUUAGAGAAAAAUGAUACAAAAGUAACAUUGGACGCUGCCGCCGAGCCAGAAACUGGAUUAACACAUGAGUGCGGUGUUUUCGGUGCCAUCGCCUGCGGUGAUUGGCCGACGCAAAUUGAUGUGGCACACGUGAUUUGCUUGGGAUUGGUAGCACUACAACAUCGAGGCCAAGAAUCGGCAGGUAUUGUGACAAGUGAAGGCAAAUGCUCAAGAAAUUUUAAUACCCACAAAGGUAUGGGCAUGAUCAGUACACUCUUCAACGAUGAGUCCAUCAAGAAACUCAAAGGCAAUCUAGGCAUCGGCCACACACGUUACUCCACCUCAGCUGCCUCUGAGGUAGUCAAUUGCCAACCUUUCGUUGUACAUACACUGCAUGGCGCCAUUGCUGUAGCGCACAAUGGCGAACUAGUAAAUUCUGAAUCGCUUAGGCGGGAUUUGCUCGGUCGUGGCGUUGGUUUGUCAACACACAGUGAUAGUGAAUUGAUUGGACAAGCGCUAUGUUUGUGCCCCGAAGGUGCUUCCGAAGAAGAUGGACCAGACUGGCCGGCGCGCAUACGAAACUUUAUGCAAUUAGCGCCACUAUCGUACUCACUUGUUAUGAUGUUUAAAGAUAAGAUAUAUGCGGCGCGCGAUCCAUACGGCAAUAGACCACUUUGCCUUGGAAAAAUUAUGCCUAUCAAUGGCGAGUUGAAUGCUAAGGUUGAGAACGUGUCCGCCGAUGGUUGGGUGGUCUCGAGUGAAAGUUGUGGUUUCUUGUCAAUUGGGGCGAGAUACGUACGGGAAGUUGAACCGGGGGAAAUAGUGGAAUUGACGCGCAACGGCUUCCGCACCAUCGAUGUGGUCAAACUACCUGAAUAUAAGCGCAUAGCUUUCUGCAUUUUCGAAUAUGUUUACUUUGCGCGCGGCGAUUCGAUAUUUGAGGGUCAAAUGGUGUAUUCGGUGCGCAUGCAGUGCGGUAAGCAGUUGGCACGCGAGGCCUUAAUCGAUGCAGAUAUUGUUAGCUCUGUGCCAGAAUCGGGUACGGCAGCGGCGCAUGGCUAUGCUAGAGAGUCUGGAUUACCAUUUGCUGAGGUACUCUGUAAGAACCGUUACGUAGGCCGCACAUUUAUUCAGCCAUCGACACGUUUGCGCAAAUUAGGUGUCGCUAAGAAGUUUGGCGCGCUUUCCGAGAAUGUGGCUGGCAAGCGACUUGUUCUGAUCGAUGAUUCAAUUGUGCGCGGAAAUACCAUCGGACCAAUUAUCAAAUUGUUGCGCGAUGCCGGAGCAGCAGAGGUACAUAUACGCAUAGCCAGUCCACCGCUGCAAUAUCCAUGUUACAUGGGCAUUAACAUUCCCACUCGUGAAGAGCUUAUUGCCAACAAAUUGAAUGCAGAGCAAUUGGCCCGACAUGUGGGUGCAGACAGCUUGGAAUAUUUAAGUGUGGAGGGACUCGUAAAAGCAGUGGAAAUGAACAAACAGGUUUCUAGUCCGAAUAAAAGCGGACACUGCACAGCUUGUUUAACUGGCGAGUAUCCCGGUGGACUUCCGGAAGAAUUGAGUUGGUAAAUGCAAGGCAUAUAGAGAAAGCAGAACCAACAACUGAAUAAUAAUUUAUAUUAUUGUUCUUAUAAAUUCUCAUAAGACGAUUAUUUAUGCGUCGCGAGAAAACGUAAAAUAUUUAUUUACGUUAGAAGUUGUAAGAAUUUUUUAAAAGUUUUAAUUGUUGAUUUAUGCAUUAUAAAUACUACCUAUACACUAUACACUAUACUAGUAUACUCCAUUUUUAAUUUAUAAUAUAUUUAAAAGAUAAUAGCCUUUAGAGAAAGGAUAUCUUGCAUUUAAUUAGCUAUCUAGACGCUAAAAGCACUAUGGGGAAAUUCUUUUUUAAAUAAAAGUUUGUGUUCUUAUACUUACAUACAUAUAUGAAUGCACAUGUACAUACAUUGUAUAUUAUAAGUGUAACUUC